Messenger RNA from Onychostruthus taczanowskii (white-rumped snowfinch), 1532 nucleotides. Its product is annotated as ras-interacting protein 1-like. The record is from RefSeq and is a predicted model, not a curated record. Gene Ontology annotation, molecular function: GTPase binding. The annotation marks the transcript as partial. Lineage: Eukaryota; Metazoa; Chordata; Aves; Passeriformes; Passeridae. Gene Ontology annotation, cellular component: cell-cell junction. Gene Ontology annotation, biological process: negative regulation of Rho protein signal transduction; angiogenesis; regulation of GTPase activity. The transcript has 5 exons.
CCGGAAAGCCCCGACCCCCCCCAAAAACCGCCGGAUUCGGGGCCGCUCUCGGUGGUCGACACCUUCCUGAGCGCCCCCGACAUCCUGCCCCGCCACUGCCUGGUGCAGUGGGGAGGGGGCGACGCCGCUUUCGGGGCGGGGGGCGACCCCCGCCAGGCCACCGUGCGGCCUUUUCGGGGCGCCCCCACCACGCUGAACGGGACCCCCCUGCUCCGCCGAGCCCCCCUGAACCCCGGCGACCUUUUGGGGCUGGGGGAGCACGUGCUGCUGCUCUACAAAGACCCCCGGCUCGGCGAGGGGUCUCGGCCGGCCUGGCUGCCGCCCCCCCGGGAGGCCCCGGGGGUCUUGGGGGUUUUGGGGUGCGCGGGGUGCGGGAGGAGCCCCCGGCAGCGGCGGGAGGAGCUGCGGGGGGCUCUGGAGACCCCCAAGGCCGAGCUGCGCUACCGGCCCCAGGACGAGGGGACGCUGCUCAGGGAAAUCCUGAGCCUGGAUUUGGGGGGGGGUCCCGCCGCCCCCGAGGAGGGCGGGGAGGGGUCCCCCGGGGGGCAGGGGGACGGCGGGCAGGAGGAUUUGGGGGCGCUGGCCCCCGCCUUCCUGCUGGGGCUGUGCCUGGAGCACGCGGCCGCGGAGUUCCCGGCCGGACACCUGCCCGAGCUGCUGGGGAAGGUGGCUGCCAUGCUCAGGGAGACGGUCUGGGUGAGCCUGGGGACAUUUCGGGGCGCAGGGCCGUGCCCCGAGCUGGAGCAGGACCUGGAGAGCUGCGACGAGGCGCUGGGCGUGCUGGACGAGGUGAUCAUGUCCACGUUCCAGCAGAGCGUCUACUACCUGACCAAGGUGGGCGGCCAAAACACCCCAAAAACGCCCAAAAAUAACCCAGGUCGCGCCGUGGCAGGCGGCGCGGGGCCGCAGUUCCAGUGGUGGGCGGGCGUGCGGCUGCGCACCAACCUGGACCUGCUGCUGGACGGGCUGGGGGCGCUGGGGCUGGCCGCCAUCGCCGGCGACUUCUUCCGCAAGCUCUCGGCCACCGCCAACCUGCUGAGCACGCCGCGGGGCUGCCUGCGACAGGCCACGUGGGCGCGGCUCCGUGCCGAGUUCCCGGCGCUGUCCCCGGCCCAGCUGCAUCACGUGCUGCGCCAUUACCGCCUGGGGGGGGGGCAGCCCGCGCCCCCCGCGUGGAGCCCCGGGCCCGAGGAGAGCGCGGCGGCCACGUCAGGUGACAUCUUCGAGAGCUUCUCGGAGCACCCCCCGCUGCUGCUGCCCACCCGCGGCUUCCGCCUGCGCCUGGGGGUCCCGCUGGGCCCGGGGGGGCUCCUGCGCCCCCUCCUCAAAAUCCGCCGCCGCCUCUGGGAGCUCGAGGGGGGCGAGGACCUCUGAGACCCCUCCCCAAAUAGCCGAGACCCCCAAAAAACCCCCUGAGACCGCCCCAAAAUACCCGGAAACCCCCCCAAAAUCCCCCCGGGACCCCCCCAAAAUGCCCCCCCAAAGGUGGGGAGGGGUCUCCGUGUGCGACCCCUCCCCUAAAUAAAGGAGUG